Coregonus sp. 'balchen' is the source of this 17294-nucleotide messenger RNA. Lineage: Eukaryota; Metazoa; Chordata; Actinopteri; Salmoniformes; Salmonidae. The record is from the annotation of a GenBank genome assembly.
AUGAAUCUGAUUCCAGAUGUUUACAGAUGUUUUCACCUUGUCUCCCCAGCCCAGCAGAUGCUCCUCCUAUGCCAGGGAGUGAACCGGGUGCGAGAAGAGGCAGGACAGUCCACAAUGUGGAGCCACCACAACCACAGCUACCCAGGUGGGCUAGGGCCUAGUCAUACCGUAGCCUGGUCCCAGAUCUGUUUGUUCACUCAUUGUUACGCCAAGGAGUUGACAUGAUAGCACAAACAGAUCUGGGACCAGGCUAAAGGAGUUGACAUGAUAGCACAAACAGAUCUGGGACCAGGCUAAAGGAGUUGACAUGAUAGCACAAACAGAUCUGGGACCAGGCUAAAGGAGUUGACAUGAUAGCACAAACAGAUCUGGGACCAGGCUAAAGGAGUUGACAUGAUAGCACAAACAGAUCUGGGACCAGGCUAAAGGAGUUGACAUGAUAGCACAAACAGAUCUGGGACCAGGCUAAAGGAGUUGACAUGAUAGCACAAACAGAUCUGGGACCAGGCUAAAGGAGUUGACAUGAUAGCACAAACAGAUCUGGGACCAGGCUAAAGGAGUUGACAUGAUAGCACAAACAGAUCUGGGACCAGGCUAAAGGAGUUGACAUGAUAGCACAAACAGAUCUGGGACCAGACUAAUCAUACCACCACGCUCGCUGUCUUAUAGUAAACAAGACACUUCAUAUUGAAACCAGAGAAGAGACUACGUAGGCUGCAACAUGGGGUCACGUCCUCAGUGAUCACAGCCUCAACACUCGGGUCCGUAUCCCAAAUGGCACCCUAUUCCCUAUAUAGUGCGCUACGUUUGACCAGAGCCCUGAAGGAAUAGAUUUAGGAAUAGGGUGCAGCUUUCGUCUCCUCUUCAGUUCCACCUUAAAGGGCAGAGGUCAGUAUAGAGUCCAAGUUGGGAAGGAUAUUAUUCAGCUGUAGCCAGAGAUGGGACAUGCUAGUAAAUCCAGUAGUAGUGUAGCAUUACAGACGAUAUUGAGGGCUGCUGCCCCAAUACCAGCUCCACUUCACAAAGGUAUUGUGUUCACUUACAGAAAAUAAAGUACAGGCUAUAAAUAUUGUCAUGUGGAAAAUGAGGAAGACACACGAGCUGUCACUCAGUUUAGACACUUGAGAGCCAGGCUGGAGAAAAGGACCACAGGGACCACGUUUAUAAAGUUAUAAAGUAUUUUAAUGUUGUUGUUUUGUUUUUUUUUCCAAUUCAAAGAGAGUAGAGCAACAUAAAAGGAUGAUAUAUGAAAGGGAUUCAAUAGCCCACUGAAAUAAUACACUGAAAUUGCCCUCCAUACAUUGGCAUUCAUUUUCAUUAUUAUUUUUUAAAAUUACUUUCUUAAAAUAAACGUUUUAAUCCAACAUCAAUUACACGAUAAAGUGGAUGGGUUAAGUUUAAAAGCUGAGAAAAUGAGGCACCCUCUAUUUGCUCAGUCAGACAGACACAGACUGGUCACUGGCAGGUUUAAAUGAUCCUCCAGAGCGACUUACAGUUAGUGAGUGCAUACAUUUUUCAUACUGGCCCCCCGUGGAAAUCGAACCCACAACUCUGGCGUUGCAAGCGCCAUGCUCUACCAACUGAGCUACAAGGCCGUUACCAAGGAAAUGCGAGGAACGCCCUUUAUGCAAAGUUAUUAUAAAGCACCAGGUUACUAAAGCACUUUGUGACAACUACUGAUGUAAAAAGGACUUUAUAAAAUAAAAAUGAUUGAUUGAUGGACAUUGCGUGGUUAUUAUGCUUAUUUGUAAACAGAUAAUUAACAAAUAAUACAAAGUCGCCUAAAAUAGACUUUAAAGACAGCGGCAGGUAGCUUAGUGGUUAAGAGCUGCCAGUAGCCGAAAGGUCGCUGGUUCUAAUCCCCGAGCCGACUAGGUGAAAAAUCUGUCGAUUUGUAAGUCGCUCUGGAUAAGAGCGUCUGCUAAAUGACAACAACAAAAAAUAAAGACACAUGUUUUUAUAUAAAAGAUAAGUUAGAUUUUAAUACCAUAAAGCAAAUGAGCUGAGAGGCUUAACUUCACAUGGGAAUUAAAAUAUAAAGGUGAUGCAUAAGGUUUACUAUAACGCACCAUCACGCAGUAGCCUAAUGUCACAAAGUGUGAUCUGUAUUUGAAAGCUGCAAGUCUAUUCAACAAAAGCUAAUCUUAUUUCGAUAGGCAGAAUUGAGCCAGGCGCAUUGAAUUCCAAUAUCCACUUGACACACGUUGCGCACUUGAUAUAAUUUUGGGGUUACUGUCUGUUCGACAUGUUCAGGCUAUAAUUCAUCACACAGGUGACCGCAUGGCUGGUCGACGCAUUGAUGAUUCUCCAUCCAUUGGGAAGCGUCAGGCCUAUAACUUCAGAUCAACCGUAAAAUAUUUCCAGUGUUAGAUCCACAUCUAAAUUGAAUUUUGAAAAGUAGGCCUAUUUACAUUUCACGAUUAGAAAGGACUAUAUUUCGCCUUGUGAGAGUGCAUUGCAUAGGCCUCCGUUGCACUUAUUUAUUUAGGAGCGCUAGAGUUCAUGUCAUUAAGGGGUUCGUCUCCUGAGUGGCGCAGUGGUCUAAGGCACUGCAUCGCAAUGCUAACUGUGCCACUAGAGAUCCUGGUUCGAAUCCAGGCUCUGUCGCAGCCGGCCGCGACCGGGAGACUCAUGGGCGGCGCACAAUUGGCCCAGGGUACGGGAGGGAAUGGCCGGCAGGGAUGUAGCUCAGUUGAUAAAGCAUGGCGUUUGCAACGGCAGGGUUGUGGGUUCGAUUCCCACGGGGGGCCAGUAUAAAAAAAAUAUGUAUUCACUAACUGUAAGUCGCUCUGGAUAAGAGCGUCUGCUAAAUGACUAAAAUGUAAACUAAAUGGACCUUCAGUUUAGGCCUACGUUGCACUUAUUUAUUUAGGAGCGCUAGAGUUCAUGUCAUUAAGGGGUUUGUCAUUCAGGGUUGGCCUUGGCUUUGACUCAACGACCCGAGUGGUUUCCAUACACUUCAAACACUAUGCUAAUUGUUCAGAUUAACAAUCGGCUCUAACUAACAAUGAUGGCCAUUAAAAUGUUUGUCUAUUAGAAUAAUAGGGUCAAUAAAUCUAAAUGCAGUCAAUAACGUUUAGCGCUGUGGGGGGUUAUGCUGUAGGUAGAAGGAGUGUCCGUCUGUGUGUAUUAGGCCCAUUCGUGCUUUUUAAAUGUAUAUCCUAAUUUAGCCUAUUGGUCUUGAUUGAUUGUAAGGCUAAUAGCCUACAAGUCAUAAAGCGCAUUUACAUUUAGGUCAUUUAGCAGACGCUCUUAUCAAGAGCGACUUACUUGUCGGUAGAAUAAGUUUGUGUGGCAUUUAAGAAUGCCUUAUAAAUAGUAAUUUUAUUCCAACACUAUGCCUAGGGUUUUUCAUUCGCACGUUGACCAUUUUUGAUUAGAUUACACUUUACCCAAUUUAAUUUUGGGAAGUUUGCUGCUGUAGGCUAUAUCGCCCAACAUUGACUGCUGUCGCACGUCAGAGCGAGAGCGCAUAUAGUUAAUGCGUUGCAUAGCAGCGGACGGUGGCGAUUAUAUAGGAUAGAUACACUGUAUAGCAUUAACCGGUUGUUAGCCUGUACAGGUUAUGGUCAAUCUGACCGCAAUAAGGCAGGUUGGAAUGUAUUGUCAUGAAUCUUGCCCUGGAGGCAGUUCUGCAGAAUGGUCACUAGCUGGCAAAGCCACAAAGUCAUAACAUCGGAUUUUAAAUCUAACCUUAACCAUAACCACACUGCUAACACUAAUGCCUAACCCUUAAAAAAAGAUCAAAAAGCAAAUGUCUGUUUGUUUUCAUACAUUUUUACGAUAUAGACCAUUUUGACUUUGCAGCUGGCCCAUCUAGCGGAAAUCGCUGGUGUUCUGCAUCCAGGGCAAGAUUCAUGACAAUAAACGUCAACCUUCCGUUAUAACCUAACUCUAAAGCAUACCUAAAGCAUAUUCUCAGAUACAGCUGGUAUAACAGUCAGCCUCAAAGGCAACAAAAAGGCUACAGCAACGGAAAAUCCCAGUGAUGAAGAGAGUUUUCAAACACAAUGUUUUUGGUUCACAAAUAUAAUCUCAUCCCAAACAAACCCUUGUGAUGAUUUGCCAGCAGACAGUCCACAGCAAUGAAGGUAGAACUGGGGGUUUAAAAAAAGGAAUAUUCUCCCGCAGGAGAAGCAAAAAAACAAAAAUAAUAUCACAACAAAUAGGCGUGUCCGUGUGACUAAACAGUCCAGUUAGGUUCUGUGUAAAUGAUGUCUGUGUGUUUCACACAGGCAACGAAUGGACGGACACCGCUUAUGUCAUAGAAUAGCAAAUUAGUUCUGAGAAUUUAGGGGCUGGUUUAGCGGCAUGGGUGACGUAGGUAACUCCUCUACCCAUGUGACCAUCUAGGUCUGGUAGAAUCCAAAAGUAGGGGGAAUAAAAAAACUCAACACUCGAUUUCUCUUCAAAUAUAUACAAAAAUAUUACAAUUUGUACAUAAUUUCACUUUACAUUUGUAUUACACUUGUUCUAUAAUUUAUAUUGUGCAAUAUGCACGAAAAUAAACAUCUCAGAAAGUAGAUUUCUCAGCUAGCAUUAAAAGCUGACUCUCCCCUGCCCUCGGAAAGUGGUAUCAUCACAAGCUCAAAUUCCGAGAAUUGAGCUCUUGUGAUUCUUAGAACUGGGGGUUCUUAGAAGUGGUCAUGCAAGAAGUUUCUAGGAAAGCAAUACCAGGUGAUUUUUUAAAUUCCUUUUUUCCUUAUGUAAUUUGGCGCGAAGUUUGGCUCUUCAUUACAGAUGUUGGUGUGUUUGUGAAUGUGUUUUUAAUCAUGUAAACCUAGGUGAUUUUAAAGGUGUAAGGUGGACGGUUUUGAGCGCACUCUUUGGCGGGUGCCAGCUCCUCUUGACAUCUUCUGCCUGUAUAAUAUUCCGCUGUCUUCACUUCACGCUCUACGGCUCUCGGUUCGCCUUGUGUCGGUUUGACAGUAGAGGCUUUUUUUUUAAUGUACUGUGGUUUAUUCUGUUAGACGUGACUAGUGUGCUGGAAUACUAAUAAUAAACCAGGAGUUCAGUUUGACUAAAGCCUUCUAUAUUCUUAGCAAACCCUAAGUAUAGCUCUAACCUGGCUGGAUUUUGCAACCGUGUCCUUGUAUUGAUAACAGCGGUGUACAUGUACAUUAUAACGUGAUUCCCACCGACAAUAACUAAAUAGCCUAACUUGCACAGUGUGUUGGGGCUUUUGGCAGUUAGCCAGGGGUAUGUGUGUCAAGGGUGUUAUGCUACAUUGUUUUAGAUAUCCAGACAGUCUCGGAGAAAAAUAAUCAAAUCGAGAUAUUGAUUGUCUUGUCUCGCCGUUAUCACCCCAACUCCCCCCCCCCCCCCCCCCCGGAAAUAUUGUUGUUUUUGGUUUGUAGCGUGCCGCUGCUGCACAGCCUACCGUAUGUGCACGUUUAUACCUGCAUGCGAUCUGUCUGGGGCCAGGGGAGGGUGACUUUAGGCAGAAUGACUCCAACGGAUACAAUGUCGCAUUGAAUUUCCGUGAUUAACAGCUACAAUGUUGCAGUAAUUGAGAGCUUAGAAGAUACAAUGUUGCAGUAAUAUAAUGUAUUUGAUUGCUAAAGCUUCAAUGCAAGGAGUCUGAUUUAAAAAAAUAAUAAUAAUAAUAACGUAUAGUUGAAGUGUAGGCUAAGACUAUGAAUAAGAGCCAAAUUUACUGUGAAUGUGAUCGAAAAGUUAAUAACUGAAAAUAAUUACAUUUGUCAAAUAUGACGUGUGUCACUAAAGCGGUAGCCGUAGGUGGGUUAUAGCCUAUAUAUAUGUUAACCGUUGAAAACCGUGGUUACUUCAACCGGUGUAUACAUUCUUUUAUUUCAAGUUCAUUUCGGGAGGUGUCAAGUGGCAGCCUGAGACUUGGGGUUGUGGCAGAGAGUGAUACAUCUGUGUCCAAUGUGUUUGCGUGUUAUUGAACGGGUUGGCUCCACAUGUUGUUCCACGUGAAGAAACUGUCAGUUUAACAAUUUAUUACAUGGGGUUGGACGGAAGGAAUGAGGCUAGUAGUAAAUUAUCCGUUUGAAAUUCGCAGACUGUAGUUUAAACAUGAGCUAUGCCAAAAGUGUUCUCAAAAUAUGCUGAAGUCUUCUGGAUUGCGGUGCAAAUUGAAAGUUGUGUUAUUGCCAUAACGUGUUCUCCUGCGUUUGACUACCCCGCUAUUUAUAUUGCGGAAGAUCAGACAAACUUCUAGGGUAAUAUAUUAAUGAUCAGACGUAUACACUUCUACAGUAAAUUGAUGACAUCUUGUGGUAGAAUUUAAAGCAUCAUAUUUUAAAGUUCAUGGAGCAACUUGUCUUUUAAUCUACCUUUAAUUGCAUGAAAAAUGUAAACUGGGUUUUUUAUUUUAUUAUUAUUAUUACUACUAUACUAUAAUCAUUCAUACAUUUACGUCAUUUAGCAGACGCUCUUAUCCAGGGCGACUUACAAAUUGGUGCAUUCACCUUGUAGCCAUUUUAUUUGGCAGUCAACAAACAGUACGUUUAAAUCUCCCAACUUUUGUCUGGACUAUGCUCAAACUGUUUUCUCCAUCACAAAUGACGUGUGAAUAAGAAAUAGGCUAGCGGUAGCCUACUGGUUGUUUAUUAACGACAUAACGGGGGAACGUGUUGGUUCAGAAGGGGGAAGAAAGAAUCAAGUUCGAGUCCGAUACGGAAUGUUCAACUUGUAAGAAAUGCCGAGAUGACAUAGACAUGAUAUUAUUUAAAGACCCGCCAGCCUGGUUUCAUAGUCUAGAUGUAACAUGGUAAACGUAAAGCCAGGACCCGCAAAUUAGUUUAUGGUUCCAUAAAACAGAAGGUUACAUAUGGGUGGUUGGGUGGGCAUAUAACAAAAACAUCUAGAAACCCAAAGGUUGCGGGUUUGAAGGUCCUCGCCUACAAUUUUAGCUAAUUAGCCAACUACUUGCUACUUUGCAACUACUUAGCACGAUAGCUAACCCUUCCCUUAACCAUAACCCACAGCCCAGCUAAUGUUAGCCACCUAGCUAACGUUAGCCACAACAAAUUGCAAUUUGUAACAUAUUGUACAAAAUGAUGGCCGUCAACUAACACACACGUUUCGAAACGUAACAUAUCCUACUAUUUGGACUGUGGCUCGGAUUUACCUUUUACUAUGUUAUGUCUGACCCUGAGUCCAGGCUGGACACGCCCCCUUAUAAUUUGUCACAGCCUGUGUGUCAAAGUCGGGUGCGUUGUGAUGCACGGGGUGUAGGCUACUGUCCUGUAGGGAAGAAGACUCCUACACCUGGUGUUUGCAUUUCUCAACUAUAUCAUGAACUGUUCCCACACUGUUUCCAUGACUAUGUGACAUUACAUAAUGUAGGCUAGCCUACUGCCACAGAACCCAUACGCCAUACAGAACCAGUUUGUGACUGCAGAAUGCUUGGGUUCAGGCAAAAAUAUAUCCUUCAUCCUCUACGUUCAUGUUUGAGUGCCAAUAAUAAACGAAAUCAGGCGUUAUCCCACUUGCGGAACAAGUGGGGCUGCCCAGAAAAUGUGACUUGAAAGCGCCAUAGUUUCUUUAUUCUGUUGAAUGCUGCCACCUACUGGCUGAAAAGUUCCACUGCAAUCAGAGAAUAUAUGGUGAGGUGGUGAGCAUUUUUUAUUAUUAGAAUAACCAACACAUAAAAAAAAAAAGUGACAAAUGCCAAAAUAACCCCAGCUUUCAUACAAGAUGCUGUCCUUUAUCUUGUAUAUCACAACAUUUUAAUGUCAUUCAACCCUGUUCCUGGAGAGCCUCGUGUAGGUUUACAACCCUGUUCCUGGAGAGAUACCCUCCUGUAGGUUUUUGCUCCAACCCUAACCUAGCGCACCUGAUUCUAAUAAUUAGCUGGUUGAUAAGCUGAAUCGGGUUAGUUACAACUAGGGUUGGUGUAAAAACCUACGUGAGGGUAGUUUCCCGGAACAUGGUUGGAGAGACCUGCAGUUUGGGCCAUAUUCCACUGGGUUUCACCGCCAAGAUACUACUUAUUUGAUUUGAUGAAUGACCAGUAUCGGAGCUGUAUAUAACCCUAUUGUAUGUAUAUCCAUGGCUCUGACUAGAAGAAUUUGUUUUACAUUUUUAUUUUCCCAGAACUUGACAAGAUGGCUUGCGCAGCAGACAGCUGCAUCCAGUUCACGCGUCACGCCAGCGACGUGCUGCUGAACCUCAACCGGCUGCGUAGCCGGGACAUUCUCACGGACGUCACCAUCCUGGUCAACAGACAGCAGUUCCGUGCCCACAAGACUGUCCUCAUGGCCUGCAGGUGUGUUGUGUUCACUUGACUCUUAGGGAGUGUCCCCAAACUGCACCCUAUUCCCUACAUAGUGCACUACUUUUGACCAGAUCCCAUAGGGGUCUCUGUAACCGAUGUCCCACGAAGACAAGACGGGUCUCGGCGCCUGUAACAGAUGUGAUCGUACUUCGUAACUCUCUUGCGUCGUAUUUUUUUUAAAGGACCGUCCAGCCAGUGAUCCCAGUUGAUUUGUGUUGAUAGCUGUAGAUUCCUGAUUCCCAGGUGUAAAGUACUACUUAAGUAUACUAAAAAGAUAGAAAUGCAAUAAUUUCAAAGGUUUUACUGCAUUACAGUUCAUAUGAGGAAAUCAGUCAAUUGAAAUAAAUUCAUUAGGCUCUAAUCUAUGGAUUUCACAUGACUGGGAAUACAGAUAUGCAUCUGUUGGUCACAGAUACCUUAAAGAAAAGGUAGGGGGUGUGGAUCAGAAAACCAGUCAGUAUCUGGUGUGAACACCAUUUGCCUCUUGCAGCGCGACACAUCUCCUUUGCAUGGUGUUGAUCAGGCUGUUGAUUGUGGCGUGUGGAAUGUUGUCCCACUCCUCUUCAAUGGCUGUGCAAAGUUGCUGGAUAUUGGUGGGAACUGGAACAAGCUGUCUUACACGUCGCUCCAGAGCAUCCCAAACAUGCUCAAUAGGUGACAUGUCUGGUGAGAAUGCAGGCCAUGGAAGAACUGGUACAUUUUAAUCUUCCAGCAAUUGUGUACAGAUCCUUGUGACAUGGGGCCGUGCAUUAUCAUGCUGAAAUAUGAGGUGAUGGCGGCGGAUGAAUGACAAGACAAUGUGCCUCAGGAUCUCGUCACUGCAUCUCUGUGCAUUCAAAUUACCAUCGAUAAAAUGCAAUUGUGUUCGUUGUCCAUAGCUUAUGCCUGCCUAUACCAUAACCCCACCGCCACCAUGGGGCACUAUGUUCACAACUUUGACAUCAGCAAACCGCUCGCCCACACAACGCCAUACACGUGGUCUGCGGUUGUGAGGCCGGUUGGACGUACUGCCAAAUUCUCCAAAAUGACGUUGGAGGCGACCUUAUGGUAGAGAAAUGAACAUUAAAUUCUCAGGCAACAUCUCUGGUGGACAUUCCUACAGUCAGCAUGCCAGUUGCACGCUCCCUCAACUUGAGACAUCUGUGGCAUUGUGUUGUGUGACAAAACUGCACAUUUUAGUGGCCUUUUGUCCCCAGCACAAGGUGCACAUGUGUAAUGAUCAUGCUGUUUAAUCAGCUUCUUGAUAUGCCACACCUGUCAGGUGGAUGGAUUAUCUUGGCAAAUGAGAAAUGCUCACUAACAGGGAUGUAAACAAAUUUGUGCACAACAUUUCAGAGAAGCUUUUUGUGCGUAUGGAAUAUUUCUGGGAUCUUUUAUUAAAGCUCAUGAAACAUGGGACCAACACUACAUGUUGCGUUAGUAUUUUUGUUCAGUGUAUUUUUUUUGGGUGUAUCUUUACUCUACUGUUUAUAUUUGACUACUUUUACUUCACUACAUUCCUAAAGAAAAUAAUGAACUUUUGGGUGACAGGGAAAAUGUAUGGAGUAUAAAGUACUGGUUACAUUCUGAAUGCUUAGCAGGACAGGAAAAUGGUCCAAUUCACACACGUAUCAAGAGAACAUCCCUGGUCAUCCCUACUGCCUCUGAUCUGGUGGACUCACUAAACACAUGCUUCGUUUGUAAAUGAUGUUGGAGUGUUCCCCUCGCUAUCAGUAAAUAAAUAAAAUAAGAAAAUGGUGCCGUCUGGUUUGCUUAUUAUAAGGAAUUUGAAAUGACUUAUACUUUUACUUUUGAUACUUAAGUAUUUUAGUAAUUACAUUUCCUUUGAGACUUAAAUAUAUUUAAAACCAAAUACUUUUGCUGAAGUAGUAUUUUACUGGGUGACACAUUUCUGCAGUGGCAAGUGGAAACAUAACCAACCUGUUACAUAGGGGAUAGUGUGGCAUUUGGGAUGCAGACUCUGUCCCGCUUUGAGCAAAGUUUGCAUGUUGCUGUUGAUACUUAAAGUCCCUCUCCCCUCUCUCUGUCCCCACAAGUGAUUUGGCACAUUGCUGUUAGUUUGUUACUGUUCUAUACAUAACUUGAUGCCCCCUCUGUCUCUGUCUCCCAUGUCCGCCUCGCGCUCCUCUGUCCCCUGUCCCCGCGUCUUGGUUCUGUCCUUCUCCUCUCUGUGGUGUGUGUUCGUUUCUGCCCUGUCCCCGCGCUCUCUGUCCCUGUCCCCGCGCUCUCUGUCCCUGUCCCCGCGCUCUCUGUCCCUGUCCCCGCGCUCUCUGUCCCUGUCCCCGCGCUCUCUGUCCCUGUCCCCGCGCUCUCUGUCCCCUGUCCCCCCCGCGCUCCUCUGUCCCUGUCCCCGCGCUCUCUCUGUCCCUUGCCCCCCCGCGCUCUCUGUCCUCCUGUCCCCCCCCCGCGCUCUCUGUCCCCUGUCCCCGCGCUCCCUGUCCCCGCGCUCUCUGUCCUCUGUCCCCCUGCCCGCUCUCUGUCCUCUGCCCCCAUCGCUCUGUCCCCUGUCCCCGCGCUCUCUGUCCCCGCGCUCUCUGUCCUCUGUCCCCGCGCUCUCUGUCCCCUGUCCCCGCGCUCCCUGUCCCCGCGCUCCCUGUCCCCGCGCUCCCUGUCCCCUGUCCCCGCGCUCUCUGUCCCCGCACUCUCUGUCCCCUGUCCCCACGCUCUCUGUCCCCUGUCCCCGCGCUCUCUGUCCCCGCGCUCCCUGUCCCCCGCGCUCUGUCCCCGCGCUCUCUGUCCCCCUCUCCUCCCCCUCUCUGUUCCCCUGCGUCCCCUGUCCCCGCGCUCUCUGUCCCCUGUCCCCCGCUCCCUGUCCCCGCGCUCUCUGUCCUCUGUCCCCGCGCUCUUUCCCCUGUCCCCCCGCUCUCUGUCCCUGCGCUCUCUCUGUCCUCUGUCCCCGCGCUCCUCUGGUCCUCUCGUUGUCCCCGCCCCCUCCGCGCUCUCUGUCCCUGUCCCGCGCUCUCUCGUCCCCGCGCUCUCUUCUGUCCCCGCGCUCUCUGUCCCCGCGCUCUCUGUCCCCGCGCUCUCUGUCCCCUCGCUCUCUGUCCCCUUCCCCACGCUCUCUGUCCCCGCGCUCUCUGUCCCCCGCUCUCUGUCCCCCGCUCUCUUGUCCCGCCUCUCUGUCCCCGCGCUCUCUGUCCCCGCGCUCUCUGUUCCCCGCUCUCUCUUGUCCCCGCUCUGUCCACGCGCUCUCUGUCCCCGCGCUCUCUGCCCCGCGCCUCUGUACCCCUGUCCCCCGCCUCUGUACCCCUGUCCCCUCUCUGUGUGUUCUGUCUCUCUCUGUUUGUGUUCUGUCCCGUGUCCUCCCUCUCUCUCCUCUGUCCCGUGCCCUCUCUCUCCUCUCUCCUGUGUCCUCUCUCUCCCCUCGGUCUCUGUCCCGUGUACCCCUCGCUCUCUCUCUCUGUCCCGUGUCCCCCUCGCUCUCGCUCUGUCCCUGCCCUCUCUCCCCUCUCUCUCUCGCUGUCUCCCCCCCCCAGUUUGUCACUGUACUUAACAUGAUGCUUCCUCUCUCUCUGUCUCUCUCUCUCCAGUGGGUUGUUCUACACUAUAUUUACUGACUCCCUGAAGUGUAACCUGAAUGCCAUCAGCCUGGACCCCAAGGUAGACCCGGAGGGGUUCGCCAUCCUACUGGACUUCAUGUACACCUCUAGACUGACGCUGAAGGAGAGUCUGAUCAUGGCGAUCAUGAACACAGCCAUCUACCUACAGAUGGACCACGUUGUAGACACCUGCCACAGAUUCCUCAAAUCCAGGUAUGUGGACAGGGAAUGGAAGAGGGAAGACUCAACUUAAAAAUCAAAUAAAAAUGUAUUUCUCACAUGCUUUGUAAACAACUAACAGUGAAAUGCAGAUAAUAGAAAGAUAAUAACAUGAGGAAUAAAUACACAAUGAGUAACGAUAACUUCGCUAUAUACACGGAGUACCCAGUAAGAUCAGCUGCUGGGUGUCGGGGAAAUGAAUACAAUAUUACGGGUGAUGUUCUGUGGUCCGUGGCAAUGGGAAGGUCACUGGCCCUUACGUUGGUCUGUCUUUCUCAGUCACUUAAGAAGAUAUUCCUAUUUGCAAAUGAGGACCUGUCAAGAGGCGAGCGCAGCAGCAAAAUACAUUUGUGGGAUUUAUGUGGACAGGGAAGGAAUGUAGCAUGUCUCACUCUUCCUUCCUCCUCAGUGACCCUGGCCAGGCCAACAAGCUGCCCAGAGAUGAGUUCUUGGUCAGCCCCUUGCUUUUACCUCAGGACGUCCAUGCAUACCGGCCCCACAAUGUGGUCGACAACCUGCCCGGCCGGGUCGGCCCCUUCAGAGACGGGAGACCCUACGGCUCCAGCAUGUUCAACGGAGUCAACUCCCCCAGCAACUACCACCUCUACGGCCAGUUCCCUGUCCAGGGGUUCCCUUUCCCUCUCUGCAAGCUGACAGACACCAAAAACGCGUUCUCUGACUUCUCUAAAGACGGGAUCCACCACAAGCACUGUUCCCCCCCGGACACGAGCAGCGCCAUGAGGGUUGAGUACAGCCGGGCGUUGAGCGGGGGCUCGGCCAGCAUCCACCAUACAACCAGCUACGUCUCCUCCAGGGAGGCAGCAACCAGCUACGUCUCCUCCAGGGAGGAGGAGAUAAGGAAGGAGAUCCACGAGGGAGGGGUCAGCCAGGCUGGUGGGGUGGGAGGCUCCAGGAAGAGAGCGUUUGCCACGGCGGGCCACAAGCAGCAGGUGGUGGUUCUGGGUAAGGAGCACGGUCCUCAGACUACAGAGGAAGACAUGAGCCAGCAGCACUACCCUCUGGGGAUCUCCUCAGCCGGACGGAAAGGCCUGAUGAGCAGCCCUCAGAGCCCGCUCAAAUCUGACUGCCAGCCCAACUCCCCCACCGAGUCCAGCAGCAGUAAGAACGCUGGUCUGUCCCUCUCCCAGGCUGGCCGGUGUGGUGCCCAGCCCCCACAGGGAAGCCAGGACCCCAAGGCACGCAACUGGAAGAAGUACAAGUUCAUCGUGCUCAAUCAGAGCGCCGCCAAGGAGGAGGAGGACGUUGGGCUGCAGGAGCCGCGGCUCCGCUCCCCCCAGCGCCUGGGCCUGCCCCCCUACCCCCACCACUCCGACCCAGAGCACCUGGACACGCAGGCCAACACAAAGAUCAGCGAGCACGUAGAGGAUCUGCUGGCUCCACAGGCCUCCCGACUCAACAACAUCAUCAACAGGUAAGGCCUACGGUUGUACUGGAUCAAACACUGAGCUAUACAUGUAGAAUAACUGUAGCAUAAAUGCUUGAUUGCUCCCAUUUUGAUGUCUAGGACUUUAAAAUGCUUUUGUUUUAUCUUUUAAAUUUUGUUUGCCGUCAAAAGUAUCGCUGCAACUUUUUUUGUCCACCGUCACAAGUUUUAAUAAAGCAAUUUCUAACAUGAUGGCAUGGCCCUAGAUGACUGCCUUCCACUGCCACCUGUAGCCUCGUCUCUUUCUGCCCACCCCCCCCCCCUCUUUCUGCCCACCCCCCCCCCCCUCUUUCUGCCCACCCCCCCCCCCUCUUUCUGCCCACCCCCCCCCCCCUCUUUCUGCCCACCCCCCCCCCCUCUUUCUGCCCCCCCCCCCCCCCUCUUUCUGCCCACCCCCCCCCUCUUUCUGCCCCCCCCCCCCUCUUGCAUCUGAAUUGUUGUUGUGGAGGAAUGCCGUCUGACACGCAGCUGUUUGUUUUAGUGUCUCCAGAGCUCUGGAUGGAUCACAGAGGAGCGCUGACAGCCACUCCUCUCUCUACAUCGGCCACUUAAAGUGCACCUCCUGCGGCGCUCCUCCCCCGCAGCACUCUGAAGUGUGUCCCAACACCCCGGCCUCCCGUUUAGCGGAGGAGAUGGCAGAGCUGCACUCUGAGUACUCCGACUCCAGCUGUGGUGAGCACACGCUGCUUUUGAACACUGGAUGAGUCGCAAAUGACUCCCUAUUCCCUGUGUAGUGCACUACUUUAUAUAGGGAAUAUAAGGAAGUAGUGCACUACUUAUAUAGGGAAUAUAAGGAAGUAGUGCACUACAGAUGCGCGGUCUUAAUAUGACCCUGGUUCUCACAGCAGGAAAAUAAUCCUGCAGCAACAGGAAAUCUGAAUUAUGUGGAUUAUAAUUACUGGAUAUUUUUGUAGGGGUUGAUAAAUGUUUCAUUAGGUCAAGUCACAUUUUUAAAGUGGAAAUUACAAACUCUAGAAGCCUUUUAAACAUUGAAUACACUACAAUUUGCAUUUCCUGCAGUAUAGGAAAAUACUCUGCAACAACAAUGAUCAAAUUAAGAUAGCAGGUCUGUAUAUAGGGAACAGGGUGCCAUUUGCGAGGCAGACAUGACCACCUCAUGGACAGAGGCAAGCUUAGCUGCUUGUUGCUUAUACAUGAGGCCUUCUUGAAAAUGAUUGAAGCACCACCAAUCUUGAUUUUAUUCAUUAGUUGACCUAAUGCUUCUCCUUACAGAAAAUGGUACGUUCUUUUGUAACGAAUGCGACUCCAAGUUUGCUGACGACGGCGCCCUGAAGCGCCACAUGCUGCAGGUCCACAGUGAUAAGCCAUACAAGUGUGACCGCUGCCAAGCCGCUUUCCGCUACAAGGGUAACCUCGCCAGCCACAAGACCGUCCACACGGGUACGUAGAAGCAAUAACAAACACGCGUUAACUGCUCUGCCCACUAAGUUUGGUACCUAGCUAACCGUUUGCUCUGUAUUUUGUAUUUUAUUUUUUGCGUUGCAGGAGAGAAGCCGUAUCGUUGCAACAUCUGCGGUGCUCAGUUCAACCGACCAGCUAACCUCAAGACCCAUACUCGCAUCCACUCAGGAGAAAAGCCAUACAAAUGUGAGACGUGCGGUGCUCGAUUUGUGCAGGUGAGCAGAGCUCCUCUCUUUUCAACAAGUAGGGCUGGUCUACCACUGCUAUGCUGCAUAUCCCUUCUUCCCCACUCAUUUCUUCUUUGUAGUCUUCGUAAAAUUCAACUCACCACCACACUGACCCAGUAGUCUCAUCACGUAGUUGUUGUCGUCGUCAGGUUGCUCAUCUCCGUGCCCAUGUGUUGAUCCACACCGGGGAGAAGCCAUACCCGUGUGAGAUCUGUGGAACUCGCUUCCGUCACCUGCAGACGCUGAAGAGUCACCUGCGCAUACACACAGGAGAAAAGCCCUAUCAUGUAAGUACAACACCAUAAUACACACCCUAUCAUGGAAGUACAACACCAUAAUACACACCCUAUCAUGGAAGUACAACACCAUAAUACACACCCUAUCAUGGAAGUACAACACCAUAAUACACACCCUAUCAUGGAAGUACAACACCAUAAUACACACCCUAUCAUGGAAGUACAACACCAUAAUACACACCCUAUCAUGGAAGUACAACACCAUAAUACACACCCUAUCAUGGAAGUACAACACCAUAAUACACACCCUAUCAUGGAAGUACAACACCAUAAUACACACCCUAUCAUGGAAGUACAACACCAUAAUACACACCCUAUCAUGGAAGUACAACACCAUAAUACACACCCUAUCAUGGAAGUACAACACCAUAAUACACACCCUAUCAUGGAAGUACAACACCAUAAUACACACCCUAUCAUGGAAGUACAACACCAUAAUACACACCCUAUCAUGGAAGUACAACACCAUAAUACACACCCUAUCAUGGAAGUACAACACCAUAAUACACACCCUAUCAUGGAAGUACAACACCAUAAUACACACCCUAUCAUGGAAGUACAACACCAUAAUACACACCCUAUCAUGGAAGUACAACACCAUAAUACACACCCUAUCAUGGAAGUACAACACCAUAAUACACACCCUAUCAUGGAAGUACAACACCAUAAUACACACCCUAUCAUGAAGUACAACACCAUAAUACCACCCUAUCAUGGAAGUACAACACCAUAUACACACCCUAUCAUGGAAGUACAACACCAUAAUACACACCCUAUCAUGGAAGUACAACACCAUAACACACCUAUCAUGAAGUACAACACCCAUAAUACACCCCUAUCAUGGAAGUACAACACCAUAAUACACAUCCCCUAUCAUGGAAGUACAACACCAUAAUACACACCCUAUCAUGAAGUACAACACCAUAUACACAACCCUAUCAUGUAAGUACAAAACCAUAAUACACACCCUAUCAUGGAAGUACAACACCAUAAUACACACCCUAUCAUGAAGUACAACACCAUAAUACACACCCUAUCAUGGAAGUACAACACCAUAUACACACCCAUCAUGGAAGUACAACCCAUGAUACACACCCUAUCAUGUAAGUACAACACCAUAAUACACACCCUAUCAUGGAAGUACAACACCAUAAUACACCCCUAUCAUGGAAGUACAACACCAUAAUACACACCCUAUCAUGGGAAGUACAACACCAUAAUACACACCCUAUCAUGGAAGUACAACACCAUAAUACACACCCUAUCAUGGAAGUACAACACCAUAAUACACACCCUAUCAUGAAGUACAACACCAUAAUACACACCCUAUCAUGGAAGUACAACACCAUAAUACACACCCUAUCAUGGAAGUACAACACCAUCAUACACACCCUAUCAUGGAAGUACAACACCAUAAUACACACCCUAUCAUGGAAGUACAACACCAUAAUACACACCCUAUCAUGGAAGUACAACACCAUAAUACACACCCUAUCAUGGAAGUACAACACCAUAAUACACACCCUAUCAUGGAAGUACAACACCAUAAUACACACCCUAUCAUGUAAGUACAACACCAUAAUACACACCCUAUCAUGGAAGUACAACACCAUAAUACACACCCUAUCAUGUAAGGACACAAACUACACAAUUCAACUUGAUCUAUCAGUCAGUGUGGCAUUGAUGUACACACUGAAAUCGAGGUGUUAAACCAGGAAGAUCGGAGGAAAAAAAACUGACCUUCUUUUUAUUUUUCAGUGUGAGAAAUGCAACUUGCACUUUCGCCACAAGAGUCAGCUUCGAUUGCACCUUAGACAGAAACACGGAGCGAUUACCAACACCAAGAUCCAGUACCGCAUGUCCACUACAGAGCUGCCAACCGACCUGACCAAGGCAUGCUGA